Miscanthus lutarioriparius is the source of this 2736-nucleotide messenger RNA. The record is from the annotation of a GenBank genome assembly. NCBI's taxonomy places the organism in Eukaryota, Viridiplantae, Streptophyta, Magnoliopsida, Poales, Poaceae.
AUGCACACUAAAGGGGCUUCUUCAGAUGCCAUCAGAGUUAGCACUUCUAGCGCCCCUAGCACAUCAAGCCAUGGUUCUGCACAAGAUGACUAUGAUUCCUCUGGCGACGUGUACGUGUGGGGUGAAGUCAUUUGUGACAACACUGUAAGAGUUGGUCCUGAUACAGUAAUCAGGUCAACCGGGAAGGCUGAUUUUCUAUUGCCUAAGCCCCUGGAGUCCAAGCUAGUUCUUGAUGUGUACCAUGUGGAUUGUGGGGUCAAGCACGCUGCUUUGGUCACAAAGAAUGGGGAAGUGUUUACGUGGGGUGAGGAAUCUGGAGGACGUCUUGGCCAUGGAUCAAGGGAGGACUCUGUUCACCCUCGUCUGGUUGAGUCGUUAGCUAUUUGUAAUGUGGACAUUGUUGCCUGUGGGGAGUUCCACACCUGUGCUGUGACAACAGCUGGUGAGCUUUACACCUGGGGUGAUGGAACACAUAAUAUUGGACUUCUAGGCAAUGGUACCGAUGUAAGCCACUGGAUUCCUAAAAGAAUUUCAGGAGCACUGGAGGGUCAUCAAGUUGCUUAUGUUUCUUGUGGGACCUGGCAUACAGCCUUGGUUACAUCGAGAGGGCAGCUAUUUACGUUUGGCGAUGGUACAUUCGGAGUUUUAGGACAUGGAAACCGUGAAAGUUUUUCAUGUCCAAAGGAGGUAGAGUCUUUAUCGGGGUUGAAAACAAUCGCUGUGGCUUGUGGUGUAUGGCACACUGCAGCUGUUGUAGAAGUUAUAGUCACCCAAUCCAGUUCAAGUAUGUCUUCUGGGAAGCUCUUCACAUGGGGAGAUGGCGACAAACAUCGGCUUGGUCAUGGUGACAAGGAACCAAGACUUAAGCCUACGUGUGUGGCUUCACUUAUUGAUUAUGAUUUCUGCAGGAUAGCAUGUGGUCAUAGUCUUACUGUAGGACUGACAACAUCUGGACAGAUUCUGAGCAUGGGUAAUACUGUCUACGGUCAGCUUGGGAAUCCUCGUUCAGACGGUAAACUUCCAUGCUUAGUUGAAGAUAUCAUGGGUGAACAUGUUGUCCAAGUUGCAUGUGGUUCCUACCAUGUUGCAGUCUUAACAAAUAAGAGUGAGGUUUUUACAUGGGGAAAGGGGGCCAAUGGAAGACUGGGUCAUGGAGACAUAGAGGAUAGGAAAAUACCUACACUGGUUGAAGCAUUGAGAGACAGGGCUGUUAGGCACAUAGCUUGUGGUUCAAACUUCACUUCAGCUAUAUGCCAACAUAAAUGGGUUUCUGGAGCUGAACAGUCGCAAUGUGCCUCAUGCCGGCAACCAUUUGGGUUCACCAGGAAGAGGCAUAAUUGCCAUAAUUGUGGUCUUGUCCAUUGUAAUGCUUGCACCUCACAUAAGGUCCUGAGAGCAGCAUUGGCUCCUAAUCCUGCAAAACCAUACCGUGUUUGCGAUUCAUGUUUUAUGAAAUUGAACAGUGCAGCAUACUCAAGUGCAGUUAAUAAGAAGAAAGAGGUUGUGCCUCGCCACUCUGGUGAAAGCAACAAUGAUGCUAAAUUAGCUAGAGCAAUUGUGCCCAGCAAUUUGGAUAUGAUUAGAAGUUUGGACAGCAAGGCAGCAAAACAAGGGAAGAAAACUGAUGCACUGUCAUUCCUUCGGACUCCCCAAAUGAGUUCACUUCUUCAGCUAAAAGAUAUCGCUUUAUCUGGUGGAAUUGAUCUGAACAAGUCAGUUCCAAGAGCAGUUCGCACACCAGUUCGAUCAUUGAACUCAUCUAGGGCUGUUUCCCCUUUCUCUCGCAAGCCUAGUCCACCACGCUCAACCACACCAGUUCCAACAACUCAUGGUCUUUCAAUUGCUAAAACUGCUGCUGAUAGUCUUGCAAAAACUAACGAGAUGUUAAGUCAAGAGGUUGAAAGACUCCGUGCACAGGUUGAUAAUCUGAGGCACCGCUGCGAGCUUCAAGAACUUGAGUUGCAGAAAUCAGCAAAAAAAGUACAAGAAGCCAUGACAAUGGUUUCAGAGGAAUCUGCAAAGUCUAAAGCUGCUAAGGAAGUCAUAAAGUCCCUAACAGCACAGCUCAAGGAUAUGGCUGAAAGACUACCUCCAGAUCAGGGAGCCUAUGAUGGCAGUGAAGCAAAACAAAUGCACGUUCCAAAUGGCAUUGAGAUGUAUGCUUCUAUUUACACUGGCAUGAAUGGUAUUCAUCAGCCACGGAACGAGUCUAUCAGUGCUGUAAGCACGCCAAGCCUGAACAUCGGACGAUCAUUGCACCCAAAUGGAAUAUCAAAUCAGCAUAAAUCGCCAGGAAGUAUUAGUGAAAACAGCGAAGUGAGUGCUCACACCCAUAGGGUUUCAGGUCCUGAUGCUGAAAAUCCUAAUCGAAGGGGACAUAGCAGUAGUGAUGAGAUGCUCAGUGCAAGCAGUAGAGCAGAUGAUAGUAGCAGCAAGGAUGCUAGGUUGCUUUUCAAUGGCGAGGAUGGUUACAAAUCUCGGAGUGCAGUAUCUUUGCCCAGCAACCAAGUUCAGGCUGAGUGGAUUGAGCAGUAUGAACCAGGUGUAUACAUAACACUGACAACUCUUCGUGAUGGGACCCGAGAUCUAAAGCGCGUACGCUUCAGUCGAAGGCGUUUUGGGGAGCAUCAGGCAGAGAGCUGGUGGAACGAGAAUCGUGACAAGGUCUACGAGAAGUACAAUGUAAGGAGCUCUGAACGAGUCUCGUCGGCAUCAUCGAUCCGGUCAGCUCGAUGA